AUGAACAUUUUAAGGAGAACUGUUUUCAUGAAACCCAUAUACCACACAAUUAAUUUGGCUUGGUGUGGCAAGUUGAAGCCUCCGUUGACACAGACUUGCAGUCAACGACUGCUAUAUGUCGGGGAAAGAGCUUCUCUUGCCAAAGCUUUUAGUGCAAGAGAUGUUGCUCUUUUUGCUGAACUAACUGGUGAUACAAACCCCCUUCACCUCGAUCCAGACUAUGCUAAGACCACCACUUUUGAAACUCCUAUUGUUCAUGGUGUUCUUAUUAAUGGGCUGAUUUCAGCGGUUCUAGGGACAAAAAUGCCAGGAAAAGGCUGCAUAUUCCUCUACCAGGAAAUUCGCUUCCCAGCACCCCUUUACAUCGGAGAGGAAGUGGUGGCUGAGGCAGAGGUGAAAAAAAUAAAAAUGUCAUUUGCUUUUAUUUCUGUUUCAUGCUCUGUUAAAGAUAAGGUAGUUAUGGAAGGUGAGGUUAUGGUUAUGAUGCCAGAACAUGCAGAUAGGUCUUAAAGAGAAAAAGAACCUUCCAAUCAUGUUUUUGUUGUUACUGUGGUGUCAAAUGUAUCUUUUUGACCUAACAAUAAAUGGAAAAUUAAAUUGGA
Messenger RNA from Alosa sapidissima (American shad), 602 nucleotides. Its product is annotated as hydroxyacyl-thioester dehydratase type 2, mitochondrial-like. The record is from RefSeq and is a predicted model, not a curated record. Bases 1 to 510 code for a protein of 169 amino acids. NCBI's taxonomy places the organism in Eukaryota, Metazoa, Chordata, Actinopteri, Clupeiformes, Clupeidae. The transcript has a single exon.